AUGGUGCAUAAAAUUCUCUUCUGGGCCGGCUUCGGCAUUGCGACGCGACUUCUACAGCUCGGCAUUGAGAUGCGCCCACUGUUUCAGCGAGGUUCUUUGUGGGUUUACACUCUUUUUGCGGGUGUGGGAGGCUCCUUCGGCUAUUGGAUGAAGGGCGUGGAAGAUCGACAACUAAAGAUGUUACAGCAGAGAAAAGAGAUAUUAAUAGAGAAAAGGAGGAGGAGGGCCGAACGGGAAGCGGUCGAGGGAGGACUGAACCUGGUGCAACCGGCCGUGGAGGCAGCGCCGGCAGAAACGGCUGGGGUUCUUGCUGCCACGAGUUGA
Molecule: messenger RNA, 324 nt
Organism: Endocarpon pusillum Z07020
Lineage: Eukaryota; Fungi; Ascomycota; Eurotiomycetes; Verrucariales; Verrucariaceae
Exons: 2
Coding region: 1-324 (107 amino acids)
Source: RefSeq, a predicted model, not a curated record